Molecule: messenger RNA, 1198 nt
Organism: Branchiostoma floridae (Florida lancelet)
Lineage: Eukaryota; Metazoa; Chordata; Leptocardii; Amphioxiformes; Branchiostomatidae
Exons: 7
Coding region: 179-859 (226 amino acids)
Source: RefSeq, a predicted model, not a curated record
UGGUGUACCCGUCAGACUGCUCUUCCCUGAAGUUUUCACGGUACGACACGUUGUUUCUGUACUACCUAACAGCCUUCGCUAUCACCAAGAUCAACCUCCUUGCCAAGAUAGUGCUGUAAUGCCAGGAUCCGCCGAGAUAGAAUGCGGAACAAGUCUGAGGACUAGGUUUCUUUAAAAUAUGCCGUACAACGGAAAAUACGUCCAAGGAGUUGGCUGGACCCUAGUGGUGCUGGGAUCUCUCAACAUCAUCCUGGGUGUAGUAGCCGAUGUCCUGUUUGGAGUGACGGGUGCAUUCACCAUCUUCCACUACAUCAGUACACCCAUCUGGUGUGGGGUUAUGGUCCUCGUAAGUGGCAUUGUGGGGAUUUGCAGUGGAAAAAAUUCAACAAGCAAGGGUCAGAUGGUGGCGUUCUUGGUCUGUGGAACGGUAACCAUCUUCUUUGGGAUCACUCUGCUCCUGAUCGCCACUAUCGGCGCUCUUGUCGAUGGAAAGGAUUGUGACCGAGAGCAUAAAAGCUAUCACAACCCCUGUUCAUCGCCAGCCAUUGCCCUGCAUGCAGUGAAUGGUGCUCUUGCUCUGGCUGAGAUUGUCAUAGCCUUUGUAGGUUCCAUCAUGUCCUGCAGCGGGCUGGCAAGUCCUACGGUAGCAUACAACCAACUGUCUCCCAACGGUCAACCAUCAUACGUCAUUGUGCCACCAGGAGCACAAGGUGUUCCCUACCCACAGCAGCAGGUGUUCGUCGCCCAGCGCCCAUAUCCUACUCAGGGGUACUAUGGAACUAUGGCCCCGCCACCUUACGUACCGCAGUCCAACAUUGGGGCAGCGCCUGCAGAGUCUAAAACUCUGACACCUGCAUAAAGUUGAUACACGAGACCUUUCCCAAGUACUUGAUUAUCUCCUUUGUAUCAUUGAGAUAUUAUAACUGUUGCUAAAUCUUCCAAAGAGUUCUUGCCACAACCUUGUCUCCUUUGUGUAACAUUUUACACAGGUUAAUAAUUACGUGAAUACAAUAGUAGAUAUGGUCACUAACUCACUGUUGUACAUGUAAGACUAAACGGUGAAAUGGGUAAAGUCAUUGAUGUGAUAUGUUUGUUCAUGUAGAGGAUCGGACGCUUUUUCAACUGAGGCUCCUGCAUUUGACAAGGUUAUAGAUAUUGAUAACAAUGGUUUGUAAAAUAAAGUCAAAUGAUUAUCAAA